This is a messenger RNA of Pseudogymnoascus verrucosus, 1620 nucleotides long. RefSeq lists its product as uncharacterized. The transcript has 4 exons. Gene Ontology annotation, biological process: carbohydrate metabolic process. The record is from RefSeq and is a predicted model, not a curated record. NCBI's taxonomy places the organism in Eukaryota, Fungi, Ascomycota, Leotiomycetes, Thelebolales, Thelebolaceae. Gene Ontology annotation, molecular function: beta-glucosidase activity. Bases 49 to 1530 code for a protein of 493 amino acids.
CUGCACUUCCCCUCAUUCCUCCCUCUAUUCGUCUUUCCGCCAUCUGCCAUGUCUCGGAAAGUCCUCCCAUUGCCCGCAGAUUUUAAAUGGGGAUAUGCAACAGCCGCAUAUCAAAUUGAAGGGGCAGUAGAUGCUGAUGAUCGAGGUGCCUCCAUCUGGGACACCUUCAGCCAUCUCUCUCCAACACGUACCAAAGACGCCCAUGGAGAUAUCGCAUGCGAUCAUUUCAACCGGUAUCAAUCCGACAUCGACCUCAUGGCCUCGUACGGCGCCAAACACUACCGGUUCUCUCUCUCUUGGUCCCGCAUCAUACCACUUGGUGGCCGUAACGACCCUAUCAACGAGGCAGGUAUAAGUUUCUACAAUAAACUGAUCGAUGGCCUACUUGAAAAGGGCAUAGAACCUUGGAUCACGCUCUACCACUGGGACUUGCCUCAGGCAUUGGAAGAUAGAUAUGGUGGGUGGUUGAAUCAAGAAGAGGUGCAGAAGGAUUUUGUGAGAUAUACCUCAGUGUGCUUUGAGCGUUUUGGAGACCGUGUCAAGCAGUGGAUCACAUUCAACGAGCCGUAUAUAGUAGCUAUAUUCGGUUAUGCAACUGGUAUCAUGGCCCCUGGUCGAAGCAGCACCAACCCAGCCAGUAAUGGCGUCGGCAAUUCGGCGACGGAACCGUGGAUUGUAGGCAAAUCGCUUAUCAUGUCUCAUGCCCUUGCCACAGAAGCAUAUAACCAGAAGUUCGCAAAGACACAGGCUGGACAGGUCACCAUCGUGUUGAAUGGCUACUACUACGAGCCUUGGGAUGCAGAUAACCCACAAGACGUCGAAGCAGCACAGCGGCGGUUGGAGUUCUAUAUCGGCUGGUUUGCGGACCCAAUCUUCCUCGCGCAAAACUAUCCUGCAAGCAUGCGCGAGCAACUAGGCAGCCGCCUUCCUGCCUUUACUGAAACCGAACUCCGCAUCCUCGCUGAAAACAAACCCAAGUGGUAUGGUAUGAAUCACUACACAGCGGAGUUUGCGCGCGCCGAACCCAGCCCUCCUGCGAGCAUCAACUUCACGGGCAAUGUGACGGAGCACAUCAACAACAAAGCCGGCGUGGAAAUCGGGCCGCAGUCAGGCGUCUCCUGGCUGCAGGUGUGCCCUGAGCAGUUCCGAAAACUUCUUAAUUGGGUAUGGAAUCGAUAUGGGUGCAUGAUUAUCAUAACGGAAAACGGUUGCCCGUGCCCAGGCGAGUCUGGGAUGGAUUUUGCACAAUCGAUUGAGGAUGACUUCAGAGUGAAGUAUUUUGAGUUGUACCUUGAUGCCAUCUCGAAAGCUAUCAAUGAUGAUGGGGUGCCGGUUGGUGGGUAUUUUGCAUGGAGCUUCAUGGACAAUUUUGAAUGGCAAAACGGAUAUGAUAUUCGAUUUGGGGUCACCCAUGUGAACUAUGACACACAGGAGCGCACACCUAGGAAGUCAGCGAGAUAUUUGAAAUCAACUUUUAACGAGAGAAUGGCUGCGAAUACCAUGGCAAGAUAUAGAAACGCACUUUUGUAGUAACUAGGAGACUAGAUAGAACUUCACAAUAGAUAGACUCAUUGCACAAACACGAAGACGUUGUAUAUUCACAGGAUCAGUCGGGGGUAG